Molecule: messenger RNA, 2360 nt
Organism: Moneuplotes crassus
Lineage: Eukaryota; Ciliophora; Spirotrichea; Euplotida; Euplotidae
Source: the annotation of a GenBank genome assembly
UUUAACCAAUAUGGAUAAAAAGAGAUCGAGAAAAAGUAUUAAAAAGAUCAUUCUGAGGCCUCAAACUGACAAGACGAAACACAAAAACAGACCUGAUCCUCAUUGAAAUUCCUUAUUAUGACUCAAAGGAAGAGAUGCUACUCCGAAUAAGCUAAAGGAGAUCAGGACUAAUGUGUCCACAAUGGACUCAGAGAUCCAUAAGUCUAUCCAGACGCUCAAGAUGAGGUCUAGCUUCACCUCUGGGUUCUGGAGUACGAAGCAUUCCAAAUAAGUACCAAGACAAGACUAGAAAUGCCCACAGAGCAAACAAUAAUACUAAUACCAAGCACAAAACCUUGAAUAAUUUCCACAAGCUGACUAACCUGACUCAUGGCCAUUCUAAAAGCUCCAAGAAGAACAGUCUGAAAGAGAAGUGCUCAAAAUCUCAGAACAAAUCUAGAGUAAUCGCCAGCAGCUCCUUGAAUGAAUUCAAGACAAUAAUUUCAGAAGAACUUAUCAGUCACGAGAAGAAUAAAGUUAAAGACUCUAAUAACCCCUUCUUUGACUUGAAGGUAGAUUCUCCACUAGAUGAUGACAGCAAAAGCCAGGUUGGGAGCUCCAGCUUCUCCCCCAGACUCCCUCCCAAGCUGGCUAAAUGCAGCAGUGUGUUUGUCAAGAAGAAGCGUUCUAGCCUCAAGCUGUACAAGUUCAAAUUUGGAGAGAAAUAAAGUUUCCAAACUUAAAAAGAAUAAGAAAGUGUUUAAGCCAAAUAAACCUUUAUUCAGUACUAUUAAGUUGAAGAAUGGGGUCCAGUACAUCUGCCGGUUGCAUAACCAUCUCACUAACCAGGAGAUAGUCGAUCAAGUGAAUUACAGUGAAAAUUUGAGGGUCAAACCCAAUUCUUUUGUAGUAAGGAAGGCUCUCAAGAAUCCUAAGAUAUCAUCCAAGGAUGUCUAUGACAAAGUUGUGUAUGACUUCGUUAGGCGUAAAGACCUCAAAACAAAGCAGAAACAAAAACCCAAAAAUAUAUCUAAAGGAGCACGCCAGUCAGAAAUUCAAUUGCUAAAUGCAUUGCUCCCUAAGGAUAAGAAGAAAAAAUACCUCAACUCUACGAAUAAUUUUGAUAAAAAUAAAGAAAACCCAACAAUUUCUCAUAAGGAACUGGGCGAGAGCAAUUAUGAGGAUUGGUUCGAGUGCAAAAAGCAUGAUUUAACCUAUACAGCACCGAUAGAUUAUGACUUGCCAGUCAAGAACAUGAAAAUCAGGCUGUUGCUAAAGCAGCUGGACGGAAUAAUAGAUAGACUGAAUAUAGAGUACGCAAACUUAGACACAGAGGUAGAAUACCUCGAAGAACUCAAUAAUAUCGUACAUAGCUAUAAUUCCAGCAUGAGCCAAAUCUGUGAGAGAGACAAAUAAGGUUGAUGUACAAACAACCAUUUUUAACGGCCAGGAAUUUGUAAAGAAAGGGAUCACCAAGAAUGUGUCAUCAAAGGACAAGCACAGGAAUAAGCUGGACCUUACUCUGAAGGUAAUCAUUGAGAAGAGGUACCUCAUCUCUACUCAUAUUGAGAAAGCAAUGGUCUUGUUCGAUAUUACCAAAAAGAAGAAAGUCUUAGCUGAGUCCGAAGAGGAUAUCAAAAUUUCGCAUAAUAUUUAUGACAUUACCAAGUCCAUCGUCAAGCAGAUGGCUGAAGAGUUCCAGUUUGUGGAGAGGGAAAUGAAUAAUAUUGUUGACGAUAUCCUGGAAUCAAACAUGCCUUUUAAACCUAACCCUCUCCUUGGCUGGCAAGAGGUAGAAAAUGAGCACCGUGAGCCUGAAGUGCACGAAAUUAGUGCUAAAAAGCUUGCCUCAUCACUAAUAUUCGAUUUUACACGCCACCUUACUCAAAAGAUUGGGUUAAAGAAUAGUAGAAAUGGGUCAAAUGUUAGCUCUCUUCAUAGCUCUCCUGCAAAAUUGAGAACUAAACUUCCAUCAAGUUUCACAAAAUUGAUAAACAAGAAAACUCUUAGAAGACUUUCUAAGUUUCAGUCAAAUCCAAUGAAUAAGGUGAUUAAUGAAGCUGUGAUUCACAGGGCGAUUGAUGAGACAGACUGUGACCUCAAAUUCACCUCAAAAGAGAACAGAUAUCGUAAGGAACGAGAGAAAAUCCUGAGUUCUAAUACCUUAAUCCUACACUAUGUUGCUAAAUCCCUCUCAUUGCUUGGAAGAAAGAUCAAGCAAUCUAUUCAGAACCAGAAGAAUAAGGUUAAUUUCUUUGAUGAAGCAGUUCCGAUGCCUAUCUCUAUGAGACCAAACAUCAUUAUUGAGAAUUAUGAACUUUCGAAUAGAGAUAAGACACCUGGAAGUUAGACCAAAAUUCAACCUUAACCUUUUCAAUAUC